CCCCAUUUCAUCCCUCCUCCCCCUCCCCCUCUUUUUACCCCGCCUCGCCUGGUCUCGCUCUCGCCUCGCCUCGCCGCUCCCCUCCUCCCAUCUCGACUCGCCGUCUAGGCCAAAACCCCCUCGCCGAGCCACCGGCGGCGGCCGAUCGGACCCGGGGGCCCAGCUGCGGCGAGCGACCACCACCUCCUGCUGCGUCGUAGCUGGCGGCGACCACUUGGAUGGGCGGUGGAUCGGGGGCGAGCUCGUCGCUGCGUUGAGGGCGUCUCUGGAAGCUGAGAGGGGGGGGGGCGUGAUGCCGGGCGUGGCAGCGGAUACGGCGGUGGCGGCGGCGGCGUCGGGAUCGGGGAUCUGGUCGCGGCGGCGGGACGAGAUCACGUUGGAUCGCCUCCAGAAGUUCUGGAAUGACCUUCCUCCUCAAGCGCGGCAGGAGCUUCUAAAAUUGGAUAAGCAAACCCUCAUCGAGCAAGCACGCAAGAAUUUGUACUGCUCAAGGUGCAAUGGAUUGCUUCUGGAAAGUUUCACGCAAAUAGUCAUGUAUGGGAAGACGCUACAGCGUGAUGGUUCGGAUAUUAAUCGUCUGAAUACAACUGGGGAACCAAGGAUUAGGCAAGGGGAACAAGAAGACCCAUCAGUUCAUCCAUGGGGAGGCCUCAUAGCAACAAAGGAUGGCAUCCUUACACUUCUUGACUGCUUUGUAAAUACAAAGUCAUUGCUUGCCCUUCAGAAUGUGUUUGACAACGCACGGGCAAGAGAAAGGGAAAGAGAGAUGCUUUAUCCUGAUGCAUGUGGUGGCAGUGGUCGAGGAUGGAUUAGCCAACGAAUAGCUAGUUAUAGCAGGGGGUAUGGAACACGAGAAACUUGUGCUCUGCAUACUGCCCGCCUUUCAUGUGAUACACUGGUGGAUUUCUGGUCAGCAUUGAGUGAAGAAACUAGAUUAUCUCUUCUGCGCAUGAAGGAGGAGGAUUUCAUGGAAAGACUGAUGCGUAGGUUUGAGAGCAAGAGAUUCUGCCGAGAUUGCCGAAGGAAUGUUAUCCGUGAAUUCAAGGAACUGAAAGAACUGAAACGCAUUCGGAGGGAACCUCGCUGCACCAGUUGGUUCUGUGUUGCAGACACUGAUUUCCAGUGUGAGGUGUUUGAGGAUGCUGUCAUAAUUGAUUGGCGCCAAACUUUAUCAGAGGCUGAUGGAUCUUAUCAUCAUUUUGAAUGGGCCAUUGGGACAGAUGAAGGACAAUCUGAUGUUUUUGCCUUCGAAGAUGUUGGGAUGAAUGCUCAAGUCCACAGAGAUGGUAUUAAUCUUGAUCAGUUUGAAGACUAUUUCAUAACUUUGAGAGCUUGGAAGCUUGAUGGCAGCUACACAGAGCUGGGUGUUAAAGCACACGCCUUGAAGGGCCAAUCAUGUGUUCACCACAGACUGGUGGUAGGAAAUGGUUUUGUGACAAUUACAAAGGGUGAAAGUAUCAGAAGUUUCUUUGAGCAUGCUGAAGAGGCUGAGGAGGAGGACGAAGAUGAUGCCAUGGACAGGGAUGGAGCUGAUCUUGAUGGCGAUGGCUUACAUCCACAGAAGCAUGCUAAAAGUCCUGAACUAGCAAGAGAAUUUCUGUUAGAUGCUGCUGCAGUGAUAUUUAAAGAACAGGUCGAGAAGGCAUUCAGAGAAGGUACAGCUCGGCAAAAUGCACACAGUGUUUUUGUGUCUCUUGCAUUAGAACUUUUGGAAGAGCGAGUCCAUGUAGCAUGCAAAGAAAUUAUUACGUUGGAAAAGCAGAACAAGCUUCUUGAGGAAGAAGAGAAAGAAAAACAAGAUGAACAAGAGCGUAGGAUGAGGAGGAGAACAAAAGAGAGAGAGAAGAAGCACAGGAGGAAAGAGAGGCUAAAAGAAAAGGACAGGGAUAAAGGGAAGCAACUUCUUGAGCCAAAAUCAUCAGAUGAUACUUCAUCUUCAACUCUCAGAAACUCAACAUCUACUAAUGAUGAAUCAACCAAUACUCCUGACUCUAGAGAUUCAGCUAGUGAAGAAGAUAAUACCACAGCUGUGGAUCUUUGCUCCCCUGACACCUUUGUUGAUCAAACUGAUUGCAGCGAGGUUAAUGGGCAAAAUAAUAUGGACUACUGCAAUACAUUGACAGAAUUUGCUCCAACAAAUAGCAGUGACCUUUCCACAUCUGGGCAAUCAAAAUCAUCUAGACGGAAUCUGAGAUUGAGAAAGGAUUUCCCUCAAGAUCAGUCAUCUUGUUGCUAUGAUGAAUGCGGAAAUGAAACUGGAAGCGCUGGUCAUUUUCAGUGGCAAUCAAAGGAAAGGACAAGACAUAGUGCCCGAAGUUGUAGCUCAAUGUUUACUACAAAUAACAGAACAAGGGAUAGACACAACUAUAUUUCCUUCAGCUGUGACCCUCGUGAUGACUACGCAAUAAAUGACAACUGUUCUUCAUCAUCAGCUGGAUCAUGUAGGGAGACGAAGAUGGCAAGAAAAACAGGAGUCGAGAGACCUAGGGUGCAGUACCGCAGGUGCUAUCCAUUGGACAAUUUUAUUGUGUCGAAAGAAAGCCGUACUGGUAAUACACAGCAGAAAAAUGUUCCAAAGCAAGUAUGGGAGCCAAUGGAUACUCAAAAGAAGAAUGUUUUAGACAACAAAAAUAAUGUGUCAGGAGCAGUUUGCAACGUCGAUUCACCCAAAUUAGUGGAGCAUGAUAUCAGUGAAUGUCCAAAUUUUGACACCGGAUAUGAACCACCAAGUCAAUCUUCUGAAAGAUCCAGGGGUAUUUCAGAAACAGACCAGCCAUGUGAAAACAAUGAGAAAAACCAAGUUACUUGUUGUGGUGGAACUAUUAUGGUGGAGCAAGACCGCUACUCGACAAAAGAUGGAGGUUCUAGGCAUGAUGAAGAGCUAAUGAUGAACUCUGCCAGUUCUGAUGGCUCAUCUUCAUGUACGAGUGAAGCAGAUAGAGAAAGCAGCACAAGUAGUGUGACUUCUUUGAGCGCUCAACAUCAAGAAUCAUCGUCAUCCGACUCUGAGGAAUCUCCAGAAAGAGUUAAUAGCAUCACGGAAGCUCCGUCAACAAAGACCGUUUCACGGUCUUUACUUGAGGCUUGUGCAGUAAAAGGUUUCAGAGAGUACCAACCAAAAGCCAUGCGCCGGCCUCACGAUGACAUAUUGGGACUCAACAUACCCCCUUUCCAAGAUCAGCUGAUGCAUCACCAAGGCAUGCAUGUACCUCCACAUUCUUCAGCCACAAUGGGAAUCCACAACCAUUCCUGGGUAGCUCCAGCAAGUGGAUACUUACAGUACAACCAGAGGCACUUCUAUUCCAAUCCACUCGGAUUUGGAGUACCUGGAAAGCAGUCUCCUGAUUUCCCAGGGCAGUACAGCAAAGUUCAUCACUACCCAGCUCCUGCUUUUAGUUAUACGCCUCAGGAGCCAAUUCAGAAGUCCACGUCAAACUUUAGAGUCGUGCAUCCAUCGCCAACUUACCCAAAUGGAUUGCAUCAAAAUGGUGGCCGUCCUCAUGGAGACCUGACUCUAAACAGGCAUCCUUCUAAGACUAAGCCGCUGGACCUGAAGGAUGCACCAGAAGAGAAUAAGAACUCGCUCGAGGGAAGUGCAUCAUCCUUCUCGUUGUUCCAGUUCAACCUGCCAAUAGCUCCGCCUGCCCCACCAUCAUCCAAAGAUGACAAGAGUGGAGAGUCAGCUGCAGCUGCAAGAACACCAUUGGCUCAGGUUCAAGUUCAGCCUUGCUCGAGGGAGCAAACUAAUGUCAAGGAAUAUAAUCUGUUUUGCUCAAAAAAUGGCAGUAUGUUUUCAUUUAUAUCGAGAUAAAGGCAACACACGGGGGAGAUCUCUGAACUGUUUGUUGCUGCUGUUGUUGUCACAAUACUUGUUGAGUGAUUUGUAUUAUCCGGACGAAAUAAAAGAUGCUUUGCGUUUUUUUUUCCUUA
Molecule: messenger RNA, 3930 nt
Organism: Oryza brachyantha (malo sina)
Lineage: Eukaryota; Viridiplantae; Streptophyta; Magnoliopsida; Poales; Poaceae
Exons: 8
Coding region: 293-3811 (1172 amino acids)
Source: RefSeq, a predicted model, not a curated record